GGAACCUUUUGUGGAGCUACUAAAUUGCACUGGCACAAAAUACAAGGAUACUUGUGAUGUGAGCUGUGAUAAGGAAUUCAACCAAACUAUUUCUUAUGUGCAGUGUGGCUCAGAUGGCUAUUGGACAAGUCUUAUUGGAGCUUGUAUCAUCAGUGAUAUUUGUACCAUAUGCAACAAAGUAAAUGGCUCCUGUGUCCAACAACCAAACAACCUGCAGUCCCAAUGUCUUUGUAACCUGGGUUUUGCUGGUAACGGUAAAUAUUGUGAGCAAGAUUCUGACUUGGAUGGUUUUCCUGAUGUCCAGUUACCUUGCCAAUCACUGGAUUGCAAGAUUGACAAUUGUCCAUUCAUUCCCAACAGUGGACAAGAGAACAAUGAUGCGGAUGAUCUUGGUGAUGUUUGUGACAUUGAUGAUGACAAUGACAACAUCACAGAUACCAUGGAUAACUGUCAGUUUAAGGCCAAUUCAAAUCAAGAAGACAAAGAUGGCGAUGGCUUGGGGGAUAUAUGUGACAAUUGUAUUGAUGUUCCCAAUCUAGACCAGAAAGACAGUGAUGGUGAUGGAACAGGUGAUGCUUGUGAGAGCCGUGAUUUGGACAACGAUGGCAUAAAAAAUGGGGACAACUGCCCUCUUGUGCCAAACCCAAAGCAGGAAGACACUGAUGGUGAUACUGUGGGGGACACAUGUGAUAACUGCAUCAAUGUGUAUAAUAUUGAUCAAAAUGACACUGACCAGGAUCUUAUUGGGGAUGCAUGUGAGGACAUGUCAGAUGUAGAUCAAGAUGGCAUAAGUGAUGGUAUUGACAACUGUAAAGAUGUUCCCAAUGGGGAUCAGCUUGAUAGUGACAAUGAUGAACUUGGAGACGACUGUGAUAAGGAUAAAGAUGGAGAUGGUGUUUUGAAUAUUGAUGACAACUGCCCUAUUAUGCCUAAUGAGAAUCAGGCUGACAGUGAUGGUGACAAUAUUGGUGAUGCAUGUGUAGUUGAUACAGAUGGUGACUCUAUUCCUGAUAGUCAGGAUGACUAUCCAGUCAACAAGUUUUUAAACAAAACAGACUUCAGUGUGUAUCAGGAAGUGAUUUUAGAUGGUGUGGGAAAUGUUCAGAAGCCUCCUAAGUGGAUGGUUUAUGACAAUGGAAGAGAAAUUGUCCAAACUGUUAAUGGGAAUCCUGGUCUUUUAAUAAGUUUCACAAAAUUUGGACAUGUAGAUUACCGUGGAACUUUUUUUAUAUCUGACACAAAAGAUGAUGACAUUGCUGGUGUAGUGUUUGGCUAUCAGAGUAAUAGGCAUUUUUAUGUAUGCUCUUGGAAGAAAGUGACCCAGCCCUACAAUUUUAAAGAAAAUUUGACUUAUCCAAGAUCUGUUGCAAGACAAGGCAUAAAUCUUAUGGUGGUUGACUCAAGUACAGGACCUGGGGAGAAUCUUCGUGAUGCUUUGUGGGAGACUGGGAACACCAUGAAUCAAACUCAUCUUCUGUGGUAUGACAAUGGUCCCAAGUGGGCUGCAGGAGUGGCAUAUCGUUGGAGAAUACUGCAUGACCCAGACUCUGGAAGGAUCCGUGUGCGUUGGUACAGGGGAGGAAAGCUGUUAGCAGACUCAGGGAACAUAAUAAACAAAUGUUAUAAUGGUGGCCGCCUGGGGAUGUACGUCUUUUCACAGGAAGGAGUACACUAUUCAAAGUUAUAUGCAGGAUCACCUAAAAUUAGUGACUUUUCCAUAAGCUUCAAUGGUAGUGGUGGUAAUGUAGACUUAGGAGGGAUCAGUGAUCUACUAGGAGGCUCUGGAAGCAUCACUGUGGCUGCUUGGAUAUGGAUACUGGGUCCAAAUGGAAAGGUGAUUUGUGAUCUGCCUCCAAUCAACUUUGGUUCCAUGCACUCUGAUUUGGGGUUUUUCACACAGUCAUCAGAUGAUGAGAGGGAUUGGACACUAAAAAAAGGGAAAACUCCAACUUCAAACACUGGUCCAUCUGCUGACCACACCACAGGCUCAGGGUAUUACGCUUUUUUGGAGACAUCAGGGAUAACAAUUGGCAGUAGGGCCUCUUUCGAAACCCCUUGGUUUGCUGCAGGUGAAGGGUGUAACAUGACUUUUUUCUAUCAUAUGAAUGAUCGUUCUAACAAGACGGAAAUGGGGAGCCUAGCUGUGGAGGUUAAAACAGUAGAUCAGACUUGGUCCAUGGUAUUUAGGAAGGCAGGAGAUCAAGGCGACAUUUGGCAUCAAGGAACCAUAGAUCUUUCAGCUUACGAAGGACUUGUGGCUGUGCGAUUUACUGCAGCCAAAGGAAAAUCUUACAGGAGUGAUAUUGCCUUAGAUGAUAUUGUGUUUAGUGCAAAAUGUGGCUCUGCAAAGGCCUGUAUUAAUAAUUCAGAUACAAAUCCCAUCUUUGGUUCAAAAAAGGGAAGGUUAGGAGUACAAUUGUCAGUGGGCAACACUGGCAUGCUGGGUAACAUAUCCUUUGCAUACAACACCUGGACACAUGUGGCUUUUCAGUACAACAAUCAAACUAAACAGCAGACUCUUUAUAUGAAUGGCAGAGUGGCUCAACAAGAAAGCAAUGUGUCAUCCCUUUUGGUGUCAACAAACCUCCUCUUGGGACAGAAUGGCCUCAAUCAUACAACAGGGCAGAUGGAUGAGGUCCAGAUUUGGAACACUGCGGUCAAUGUAUCAACUAUUUAUGACAAGUACUUGAGAGGCACUGAAGAAGGACUGGUUAGAUAUUUCAAGUGUAACGAAGGGGAAGGGAAGCUAUUAAAAGACAGUUCUUCAUCAAAGAGGCAUGUUAUUCUUCAGGAAACAAACUGGCUUUCCUCAUCUUUGGAGCUUAACAAGAACUAGAUGCAGCCACCCUGAGACAUGUUUGACACAGGACAAUUUCAUAAGUUACAAGAACCUAAGGCAGAACUAGAGUUCAGGAUUGUACCUUUUUUCAGAAACAAAUUGCAAUGACUUUUCAGGAAUUUUCCACGACUCAGAUUGAUUUUUCCAAGGCUCCAAAUUUCACCUCACACCCAAGAUUUCAAAAUCAAUUCUCCUUGUUCUUAUGACGGUAAUUCUUAAAACUUUAGAAUUAACAUUUUAAGAAGAUUCUAGGACUGUCCAGGACCUAUACUCUUUUUCUAGGACCUUUCAGUCCUGGAAAUUGUAAAAAUAAAAUUCUAGGACUUUUCUGUUUUUAAAGGACCAGUAUGAACCCUGAGAGUUGCUUAAUAUAAGCUAGAAUCACCCCUAAACUGGUUUCUUCAAUGUUAGAAUUUAAGAAGGACUUCUAAAAAAUGCACCCACUACAAGAUAUUUUUGACAUAUGACAAUUCCAUAACUUACAAGGACCUUAGGCAGGACUCAACUAGCUUGAAAUUAUUAAAAAUCCCAUGAUUCAAGAUAAUUUGCAAAGUAGCCCCAAGUUUCACUCAUUGUAAACACUUCUGUAAAAAAAUAAUGCAACAUAGAUACAUACAUUUAAGAAGCGAGUCUGAGUGAAAGAAGUCAUGACACAAGUACACAAUAUUAAAUAAAGUAGACUUAAUAGGAUUCUCUGCCCACAGUGGGGGCCACUAUUUGUAACUUGGCCUAGCCUAUGAGCACUUUGGCUCAUUAUUAGCAUCUAGGGAUAGGCUUUUCUUUGCCUGCAGGAAAUAAGUUGACUUUGCGCAUCAUGAGCUAGUGAGAUGUCUGUAAGGGGGCUAGCACUUUAAUUAGUGCUAAGUGUCUACCCCAGUCAUCUCAAAUCUUCCUGCAGGCCAGAGGGACAUGUCCUGCAGCACUUAUAAAGAUGAGAGCCUUCUUGCAUGCUGAAGUAAAGUUUGUCUGAACCACU
Molecule: messenger RNA, 3815 nt
Organism: Pocillopora damicornis (cauliflower coral)
Lineage: Eukaryota; Metazoa; Cnidaria; Anthozoa; Scleractinia; Pocilloporidae
Product: thrombospondin-2
Biological process (GO): cell adhesion
Cellular component (GO): membrane; extracellular region
Molecular function (GO): calcium ion binding
Source: RefSeq, a predicted model, not a curated record